AUGACCCAAGUGUGCACGCAGAAUGCCGACGGUGGCCCGCUGGUGAAGACCGAGGGGGGACAGGUGCAGGGUCGCAUCGCCACUUCGUUCACCGGACGUCGCUACGCCAGCUUCCAGGGCAUCCCUUAUGCGAGUCCCCCAGUGCGGAACCUCAGGUUCAAGCUGCUGUGGCAUGUGAGCUUCCUGCUGGCAGGACGUUGUUACCAGCGGCUGUGUGCUCCACAGGCGCCGCAGGCCGCAGAGCCGUGGCAGGGCGUGCUGAACGCGUCGGCGCCAGGAAACGACUGCCCCCAGCUGGACCAGAGCUCCGGAUGCGUCGUCGGCCACGAGGAUUGCCUCACCCUCAACGUCUACACCACGCAGCUGGAAGGCAAGCCGCAGCCGGUGCUGGUGUGGAUCCACGGCGGCUCGUUCGUCAGCGGCAGCAGCCGCCUCUACCAGCCGGACGUGCUGCUCGACCAGCACCUCGUCGUCGUCACCAUAAACUACCGACUCGGCGCCCUCGGUUUCCUGUGCUGGCCCAGGGCUGGGGUGCCCGGCAACAUGGGCCUGCGCGACCAGUCGCUGGCUCUGUACUGGGUGCGACGCAACAUCGCUGCGUUCGGUGGCGACGCCGGGUGUGUCACACUAGCGGGACAAAGCGCAGGGGCCGCCUCCGCCGUCUUCCACAUGCUGUCGCCGCUCUCCAAAGGCCUGUUCGACCGCGCGCUGUGCAUGAGCGGCUCGGCGCUGUGCUCGUGGGCGACGCCGCCCCACCCCGAACAGCGUGCGCAGCGCCUGCUGAGGGCGGCGGGGCUUCCCGCACACCUCAACCCCGGAGCCGGCAGCGACGCCGCCGCCGUGGAGCCGGUGCAGCCGAUGCUGCCGGUGCUGGCCGCCUGCGUGGAGACGGAGGCGGAGGCGUGCGUGGGCGCCUUCCUGCCCGACGAACCGUCGCGGAUGCUGGCCGCGGGCCGCGUGCACCGCGUGCCGCUGCUGGCAGGGCUCACGGACGGAGAGGCCAACUUCUUCCUGCUCAAGUACCGGUUGGCGGCGAGGUCUGGUCCCGUGGGGUACCCCGAGGUUGCAGUGGUGAGCGACCGGUGGGGGCCAGGUGACGGCGACUCAGCAGACAACCAGCAGGAGAGGCCACGGGAGGAGGGCAGCAGGUCAUGA
This is a messenger RNA of Schistocerca gregaria, 1155 nucleotides long. RefSeq names its product esterase FE4-like. The transcript has 7 exons. The record is from RefSeq and is a predicted model, not a curated record. Lineage: Eukaryota; Metazoa; Arthropoda; Insecta; Orthoptera; Acrididae. The coding region runs from base 1 to 1155 and encodes 384 amino acids.